CGUCAUUUGAAGUAGAAGAUUCGUUGAGAGCAGUUCAGUGUGCGUGGCACAAAGUUCCCAAUUUAAUUCACAAAUUACCGUGAGAUCAUCUUUCUUUGGGAUUUCCUGUGUAAAGUCUCAUAAGGAUAUUACCAUUGAGAGCGUGAUUUGUGAAAAUUCUUUAGUAAAAGAAAGUGCAAAGUGUGAGAAAAUUUCUCUGGAAGAUUUUAAAUUUUUCUCUUUGAAUUUUUGUGUGUGGAAUUGGAGAAAUCGUGACGAAUUGCAAACUAUAUCAAUCAACAUAAAUUGUUGUUGGAAGCCCCUUUAUUAAAUUAUUAUUGUGUCAGUGAGGUUUCCUUUGUAAAGAAGCCAAGAAAAAAAAAGUUCUCAAGGAGUUUUAAUAAAUGAAAAUGAAGGCGAUCACAGCUGUUUGUUCAACGGGAGCUUCCGUGCCAGGGAUAGCGAGUGGCAGGGUAUCGAGGCAUCGAGAUGGGGAAAAUGCAGAAAUUCAAAUGUAUUUGUCAAAGCUGAAGGAUCUGGUGCCGUUUAUGCCGAAAAAUAGAAAAUUAUCCAAACUUGAGGUGAUCCAGCACGUCAUUGACUACAUCUGUGAUCUCCAGAGUGCACUUGAAACACAUCCGGCUGUGAAUACAUUCGAUGCAGCAGCCGCCCUCAAUCAACCCACCACAAAACACUCAACACCAGUCAGCCCAAGACAGCCACUCGGUGUCCGGCCAAGUCCAAAUACAAUCCUCACAACCACCGGAACUAAUUCAUCCACCAGUGAGACAGUUCACCAAGUCAAUUCAUCAGCUGCAAUCACGACGACAACAGAAACAACAAAACCCGUGAGCAGCGAUCGAAUGGAUCUAUGUUAGGACUUAAGAUUUUACCUUAUGUAAUAUUGUUGUGUGUAAAUAAUAAUAAUAAUGUAUAACCUCUAGAGACUGGAGACGAUCACACAACAUUCAGCCAGGAGAUAAAAAAAAAAGAAAAAUUUAAAUAGAAAUCAACAAACUUAAAAAUCGAAUACAAAGUGAAGGGCCGUGGGAUUUUGAUGGUUUUCUUUCAUGUAAAAACGUUUGAGAAUGUUGAAAAUUUUGUCAUCGUCUCCUGCACAAAAAAAAGAUGAAGAACAAUGCAAUUGUAGGAAUGCUAGAUACAAGCAGAGGGCUACACAAAGAUUUCUUUAUUCAUCUUUUUUUAAAUAAAAAAAAACAAUUUCUUAAUAAUGGACUUGAAUAGAUUUUAGCGAUUUUUAUGUUUAGUUUCUUUUUUGAAUUGUAUAGAGGAUGGAGAAUUAAUUAAAUAAAAAAAAUUGUUCUGUGAUCGUAGAUUAUUUUGUACAAAAUGUAGAUUACAAGAGAAAAAGAAAAAAAUCUUUAUUAACAAGAAAUAUUUUUUUUCCUUUUUAAUGAAUGAGAACAUAUUUAACGCAAUAGGUGGACUGUAGAACACAUUAGCAGAAAAACGAAGCAUUAAUUUAACAAACAAGAAAAAUCAAUUUCUUUUGCAUCUUUCUCAAAACCAAUUCUCACAAAAAAAAUUCAAAUGACACAAGCAAUAGUCCAGGCAUUAAAUUAUUUUCUUCCGUGACUUUUUCUUUAAUAUUUCUUGACGCAAAUAGCAAUUUAUAUUCCUAUUUUUUUUGUAAGUAAGAAAAGAUGAGUAAUUACACAGAUGAGACGAAAACACAAUGUAAAAAAAACAAACCAAUUAAACUUUUGCUAGUGGGAUGAGUUGAAAGAAAACAGGAGAAAGAAAAAUCAUGGAUAAAAAGUGAAGAAAGCAAAUAAAAAUCUUGAUGAAAAAAAAAA
Messenger RNA from Lutzomyia longipalpis, 1796 nucleotides. RefSeq names its product protein extra-macrochaetae (gene emc). The coding region runs from base 384 to 857 and encodes 157 amino acids. The record is from RefSeq and is a predicted model, not a curated record. Gene Ontology annotation, biological process: circadian regulation of gene expression; cell differentiation; negative regulation of transcription by RNA polymerase II. NCBI's taxonomy places the organism in Eukaryota, Metazoa, Arthropoda, Insecta, Diptera, Psychodidae. Gene Ontology annotation, molecular function: transcription regulator activity; protein dimerization activity. The transcript is spliced from 2 exons. Gene Ontology annotation, cellular component: nucleus; cytoplasm.